AUGCCUGCUGCAUGGACAAAAGAAAUCUUUAAUACCUAUUCCCUUUCAAGAAUGAGCAAAAUAUAGUGUAAAAUCAUAAUUUUUUUUUGAAAUAAAUAAAAUUUGAAACCGAGGCUUUAAUUUUAGGAGUCAAAGAAAGCAAGGUUGUGUCUUAAAAAUUCCAUGCUUGCCAGCCAUAUCCUUAGAUUUAUAUGUGUUUAAUGUUUACUACUAAAUAGCCUAUAUACUUCGUCUCUUUCUUCCGGGCUCCCAUCUGCCACUGCACAUUAUGCCAAUAGGUAUCAACCUGAAUGCUUCCAGAGCUUUCAGAUUUCUAUAGCUGCUUCCAGCUUUGGAUUCGUAUCUAGAUUGCCUACACAGAAAAUUAAAAAAAAUGGGAUUUUUGGCCGAUUAUCGGCAAAAGGGUUGGACCUGUGGUUAAGUGCGCUACUCCUGAUAUAACUUUGGAAAGUUUCCCGAAUAGCCUAAUAGUACCGAUAGGCAUCACUUGGCUAUUAUUUCCAACUCUAUCCUUUCCCAUGAGGUAAAGUCAAACUUUGGUUACUGCUGGGAUUGUUUCCAAGCCAAGCUACCAUCGGGUCAAUGGAACCUUGGCUCCUGGGAUAGGAUGGCUAGAGAGAUCGACGACAUCAAGAAGUGCGGGAUAAAGACUGAACAGGCUGCAUGGAUCUCUGCAUGAUUCAAAGUCAGCUAAGAGAUAGACUGUCUGAGGCAAGAUGGAAGCAACUCCGCAGCUUAUCAGACUCCAAUGGAGCGAUGCAAGCUAAUUCGGGGUAAUCAUAUUGAAGGCGCGUGCUCCGAUAAAGUCAACUGAUUUGAGAUGUAAAGAUAAGCCACUUUUCAAUCGCUAGCAGUGGGUAAUAAUGGCCUUGGGGCCUAUCACUGCGAACUUUAGCUCUUCUAUAAAUUGUCUUACGACCUCUAAAUAAAGUAGAGUCAAUAUAAAAUAAAAUUUCAAUUUUUCUAAAAUUCAAAAUAAUUUAGCAAUAUUAUUCAAAGUUGGAGAUAAUCAUUUCUGCAUAAUUUUUAAAUAGAAAAUUAACCAUCAUUGCAAAAAAUCAAAGAAUCUACUUAUUUUGUGGAAGGGAAGCUAUGAAAUUUUAUCCCAGUCACUACAAUCGGGCCAAUACAAAAAAUUUUUUUUCAAGCUUUUUGCGAAACAUUUUAAGCAAAAAUAUAGCCUAAACACGAAGUCUAAGAGCCAAGCAGUCUAUGAAAUUUCAGUAAACAUAGUUUUGGCCUUGCAAGCAAUUAGGUUGAUGUGAUAUCCAGAUUCCAGCCUUUCUGAAUGGGAAAGUUACAGAAGUAUAUGAAAAGUGUUAGGAUAUAUUAGUUACGACUCAAUUUGUGCAGAAUCAGGGCUGAUGAGCUACUGCCGGCUUACAACUUUUAUUUUACUAGCUAUAGAAUUUGUAUUUUUACUUCUUCUUGGCUUCUCCACUUACACAAAUAAAAAGCUUCCAUAUUUUGUGACAUUUUUACCCAAAAUUAUUCUAUUUAUUUUUACUAUAGUUGGAAUAAUUCCAAAUUGGCUCCAUGUCAUUUAAUCGGAGUGUUUUUCUGUAUGGAAUUUCUUCAGGUAUUUUUAUUCCCUCGUUAGCCAUUUAAUAUAAUUUAAAUUUUUUCUAGACCAAAAUUCCGAGGAAGGAAAAAAUUCCUAGCACAUGACUGGCAAUAUUCCAAGUUUCAUGCUUCUUAUUGUUACAUUAAAAUAUUACAUAAUUGGAUCUACUUAUAUAAGAGAAUAUGGAAUUAGAAUAGAACCCAAUGAAAUUAAUGAAAUAAGUACAACAUUAUCAAUUUUUUCGCUUAUAUUGCUUUGUUUUAUUUUGAUGUCUUAUGAAAUUUUCUCAUGCGAUAUGAAGCAUUCUCAUCACAAAAAAAAUAUUAAAUCAAGGUCUUCGUCAGAAUUAGAUUUGCAGAUAAAGCUAUUUUAUAUCAUUUUAUGUACUUCAUAUAUUUCUUUUGGAAGUGAACAUAUUAUUCUGCAUCAAAUUUUGAUGUUUUUGCUGUCUUUGUGCUUAGCUAUAAAAUCUAUUUUUAUUUUACAAUAUUAUAAUGUAGUUGGAAACUGAAUUCAGUCAUGCAAUAUGAUGAUUAUUGCCACAGCUCUGUUUAUUUUUCUUUUUGGAGAAGUUCUAGAUAAUUCGGAAAUUAUUUUGAUUUUUAAUAUCAUUUUGCAACCAAUAGUUAUAUAUUUUACAAUAAAAUUUGUGAUUUAUAGGCAUAAAAUAUUAAAAGAAAGCCAUGAAAUACCGAGAAAUCAAUUUGAAUUUGAAAGAAAAUACAGACAUUUGCUAAUAGAUAAAUUUAGAGAAGAUAAAAUAGAAACUUUGAAUUUAUUCAAAAAAUAUUGAAAAAUGAGUCAAUUUAAGAAAAAUAAAAUUUUUGCUGUGUGGGAAUUUAAUUUUUGCAAUUCUAUAGUAAAAAAUGAAAGACUAGCAAGAGUAAAAUUAUCAAAAAUUUUUAAAGCAAAAUAUUCAUUUGAAGGAGAUAUUCAAGAAUGGAAAAUAUUUAACAAACUUGAGAGCAAAAAAUGCCAACAGUUUUCUGAUGUUAACUUUUUAGAAUUUUUGCAAGAGUUUCGUAUGAUAAAAUUUAAAGACGAAAAAUUGUGCAAUACAAUUGUAGAUUUGCAUAAUGAAUUUAGUUUAAGAAAGCCAAAUAUAUCUAAGCUAAUGCAUUUAGCUAUUAAAGCUGCGAAUAAAAUCAAUAAAAUUACAGAAGGAUAUAAGAAAUUGAUUGAAAUACACAAAAAUAUUGAGGCUUAUGAACAUUAUUCAAGCUUUCUUGAAAAUAUCGCAGGAAACAUUGAAGAAGCAAGCCUAAUAAAUAAAAAAAAAGAUGGAUUAAAUUUUUAUAGUCAACGAAAUGAAUAUCAAAGUCUAGAAAAUUAUGGGAAAACAAUUGGGGUUAUGCUUAUUUCUUGCUCUGAAGAAUCUUUUGGCAUAAUUUCUUAUAUAAAUGAAACUGGGGCACAAAUCUUAAAAACUUCCCUAAUAAAUGCUAAUGGGACACCUUUCACAACUUUCAUUCCUUCCCCUUUUGACGUUUUACAUGGAAAAUCAAUGAAAAUUUUUUUACAAGAUUGCAUAACAACAGAAAUUUGUUCCCAUAAAUCUUUAUUUUUUAAAUCAAAUAGUGGCUUCUUGAUAGAAUGCAAUAUUAUGAUAAAAUUGACAACUUUUCACAACAAUUCUUACUUUUUAGUUUCAUUUAAACCAGUUUCUUCAAAACGACAAAUCGCUUUGCUAUCCCCAGAAAACAUUAUCCUUAAUCAUUCAGAAUUAUUCUGUUACUUCAUAAACAAUCCAAUUAAAAUCGCUUCAGGAAAGCCACUUUCAGAUAUAGCUCCUUAUCUAAACACAAAUAGAAUGUUAAACUACGAGCCCUUGAUUCUAAAUUUUUUUUCAAAAGAAAUUGCAUUUGUUCAUAUCCAAAAAACGAUAAGAAAUACAAGAUUUUGUUAUCUGCUUGUAAUAAAUGAUGAAAAAGAAAUCAAGCAGUGGAAACUUAAAGAGGAUGAAAAUCAAUUAGAGUUUUAUGAGCACUCACAAAAUGAAGCAAAAAAUGAUCAAUCAAAUGGAUUUUUGUCACCUAAAAACGUUUUCUCAACAAAUGCCCCAUUUUCCCCUAAAAACUUUGAAAAAGAAGCUGUUCUUACUACUAAUAAAUUUCCGAAUAUAGAUUGUGAUAAAAAGAUAGAAAGCCAAAUAGAAAACCCUUCAAAGCUGUCCUCCUCAAGAAACAGCAAUAGUAAAGGCUCAAAUCAAGCCAAAAGAUUAUUAUUGCAGUCGAAAAGGAAAAUUUCUGUGCUUCAGUGGGUGCUGUUUAUUAUGGUAAAAACUAAAUAGAUGAUUUCAGUUAUCAUUACUAUGAUAGCUAUGCUAGCUUAUAUAAUUUCAGAUGUAUCUCGAACUUCAAGAAUGAGCUCUCUUGGGCAUCUUGGAAAUCUGCUAUAUUACCUUGAAGCGGCAACAGAGUCUAUUCGAACAUUAGACAAAGCAUCAAAAAAUUCCAUUUAUACGACAGCUCAGAUGGAGGGUUUUGCAUUAGAUUUUAGUAACAUUCUUGAUGAAAUAGACAUUAUAAGAGACAGCAUUUUAGCUGAUUUUGAAUUAUGAACAUAUUGCAAAGCUUCUGAAAUUAUUGACGACCAAAUAGUUCCUUUAUGAAAUUUUGAUAGUGGUAAACCAGCUAUUGAUUAUGAUAAUCUGUACAAUUUUAUUUCGAGAUUUAUUGACACAGUAAUCUCUAUUUAGGGUAAGAAAGUACUGGGUAAAGUACCUUUAAAACAAGACUUUACUUAA
Molecule: messenger RNA, 4310 nt
Organism: Blepharisma stoltei
Lineage: Eukaryota; Ciliophora; Heterotrichea; Heterotrichida; Blepharismidae
Source: the annotation of a GenBank genome assembly